GCCCGAGUAUCAUAUUACUCUUAAAAAAAGAAGAGAAAAGUAAAAAAAAAAAACAAAAGAGAGGGAAUCUCCCGACUUUCAGUUUUCUCACACCUUGGAGUUGGGAGUACGAGACUUGCUGCUCCUAGCCAGAAAGGGAUAGAGAGUAGCAAGGUCAAUAUCUCCUUGGUGUGAGCAAGAAAAAAGGAUAGAAACGCCUAAAAGAGAAGGAAUGGGGUCUAUGGAAUUUGAAAGCCAUAAUUGGAUAUGGGAUGGGGUUUACUACCCACAUCUGUUUGGAGGAAUAAUGAUUACAGCUGCUGUUCUUGGAUUAUCAACUAGCUAUUUUGGUGGAAUUGGGGUUGCUUGUUUGCCCUAUUUUGGGCUGGAUUUGGGGAUAUUCCAGAAGAAGAGGUAUGGUAGAAGACCUGUAAGGGUUUACAUGGAUGGGUGCUUUGAUCUCAUGCACUAUGGCCAUGCAAAUGCAUUACGUCAAGCAAAGGCUCUUGGAGAUGAAUUGGUAGUGGGAGUGGUCAGUGACGAAGAGAUCAUAGCAAACAAGGGUCCUCCUGUUUUAUCCAUGGAAGAGAGGUUGGUCCUUGUUAAUGGGCUGAAGUGGGUAGACGAGGUCAUCACCAAUGCCCCAUAUGAGAUUAAUGAGAAGUUCAUGAAUACUCUUUUCAAUGAGCUUAAGAUCGACUACAUUAUACAUGGAGACGAUCCUUGUCUACUUCCAGGUGGGACUGAUGCUUAUGCCCUUGCAAAGAAGGUGGGCCGUUACAAGCAAAUCAAGCGCACUGAAGGUGUCUCGAGCACGGAUAUUGUUGGCAGGAUACUUUCUUCUAUGAGGGACCGGGAUCGUCAGAGCAAUGCAUCCUUGCCAGAACAAUUCCAUAACCAGAGCACUACUCAUGCUGAGGAAAGUGAUUCGAAUGGAUCCCAUGUAUCUCAUUUUCUACCUACAUCUCGUCGGAUUGUGCAAUUUUCAAAUGGAAAGGGACCUGGACCAAAUGCUCGUGUAGUGUAUAUUGAUGGUGCAUUUGAUCUCUUUCAUGCUGGUCAUGUGGAGAUCCUUAAGCAUGCUAGGCAGCUUGGAGAUUUUCUACUUGUAGGUAUCCACAGUGAUCAAACUGUCAGUGAGCACAGAGGAACUCAUCAUCCAGUUAUGCACCUUCAUGAGCGGAGCCUUAGUGUGCUGGCAUGCCGAUACGUUGAUGAAGUCAUCAUUGGUGCACCUUGGGAAGUAACGAAAGACAUGAUAACAACCUUUAACAUUUCCUUGGUUGUGCACGGGACAGUCGCCGAGAGCAACCCUCUGUCGAAUGGUGAAGUUGAUCCGUAUGCCGCCCCAAAGAGCAUGGGAAUUUUCUGGAUGGUUGAGAGCCCUAGAGAUACGACGACCACUUCAAUAGCUGAGAGGAUAAUUGCCAAUCAUGACAUUUACAAGAAACGCAAUGCAAAAAAGGAGGAGAAUGAGAAGAGAUAUUAUGCAGAGAAGAAAUUUGUCUUCGGAGACUAAGGCCUACACACGCUAGUACCAAGGGCAAAAGCAGAAAUCCAGCAAAGACGACAGUAAGGGGGAGAGAGAGAGAGAGAGAGAGAGAGAGAGAGAGAGAGGCUACACCGUCUUUUUGAAAUCCAGCAAAGACAGACACAAAAAGGUUACUGGAAGGUAGAGAGUAGCAAGUAGGAAGUAGGUGUAACAUUGUAACAUUCUCUCCUUGUUGGGUUUUACUGUUUUUUAUUUUUUAUUUUUAACCUCUGGGAAUUUUGUUCAUUUGCUGCUGUAACCCAUUCAUUAAAUUUCAGACAGUUGUUGAAGAAGCAUGUAUUUGUUAUUCA
Molecule: messenger RNA, 1821 nt
Organism: Magnolia sinica
Lineage: Eukaryota; Viridiplantae; Streptophyta; Magnoliopsida; Magnoliales; Magnoliaceae
Product: ethanolamine-phosphate cytidylyltransferase-like
Exons: 10
Coding region: 212-1498 (428 amino acids)
Biological process (GO): phosphatidylethanolamine biosynthetic process
Cellular component (GO): cytoplasm
Molecular function (GO): ethanolamine-phosphate cytidylyltransferase activity
Source: RefSeq, a predicted model, not a curated record